AUGACUCCUAGGCCGACUCCGCCAGUAACUUCAAUCAAGUUCAACAAAAAAAUGACUCCUAGGCCGACUCCGCCAGCAACUUCAAUCAAUUUCAACUGCAAAAAAAUGACUCCUCCGCCGACUCCUCUAGCCACUUCAGUUUUGUUGGACCUGAAAAAAAUGACUCCUAGGCCGACUCCUCUAGCCACUUCAGUUUUAUUGGACCUGAAAAAAAUGACUCCUCCGCCGACUCCUCUAGCCACUUCCGUUUUGUUGGACCUGAAAAAAAUGAGUCCUAGGCCGACUCCUCUAGCAACUUCAAUAAAGUUCAACUGCAAACAAAUGACUCCUAGGCCGACUCCGCCAGCAACUUCAAUCAAGUUCAACUGCAAACAAAUGACUCCUCCGCCGACUCCUCUAGCCACUUCAGUUUUGUUGGACCUGAAAAAAAUGAGUCCUAGGCCGACUCCGCCAGCAACUUCAAUCAAGUUCAACUGCAAACAAAUGACUCCUCCGCCGACUCCUCUAGCCACUUCAGUUUUGUUGGACCUGAAAAAAAUGAGUCCUAGGCCGACUCCGCCAGCAACUUCAAUCAAGUUCAACUGCAAACAAAUAAUUCCUCCGCCGACUCCUCUAGCCACUUCAGUUUUAUUGGACCUGAAAAAAAUGACUCCUCCGCCGACUCCUCUAGCCACUUCAGUUUUGUUGGACCUGAAAAAAAUGACUCCUCCGCCGACUCCUCUAGCCACUUCAGUUUUGUUGGACCUGAAAAAAAUGUCUCCUAGGCCGACUCCUCUAGCCACUUCAGUUUUAUUGGACCUGCAAAAAAAUGACUCCUCCGCCGACUCCUCUAGCCACUUCAGUUUUGUUGGACCUGAAAAAAAUGACUCUUCCGCCGACUACGCCAGCAACAAAAUGACUCCUCUGCCGACUCUGCCAGCAACCAUUUAA
Molecule: messenger RNA, 930 nt
Organism: Ectocarpus siliculosus
Lineage: Eukaryota; Phaeophyceae; Ectocarpales; Ectocarpaceae
Source: the annotation of a GenBank genome assembly